Trichomonas vaginalis G3 is the source of this 855-nucleotide messenger RNA. RefSeq names its product integrase core domain containing protein family. Gene Ontology annotation, molecular function: nucleic acid binding. The record is from RefSeq and is a predicted model, not a curated record. Bases 1 to 855 code for a protein of 284 amino acids. The transcript has a single exon. Lineage: Eukaryota; Parabasalia; Trichomonadida; Trichomonadidae. Gene Ontology annotation, biological process: DNA integration.
AUGAAGGGGGGAAUGAAAUCCAAAAUCAAAGCAGAUAAAAUUAAACCACUUGCAACACCAAAACCUCCAACGACAGUACCUCCUCCUUCAGUUAAUCCUUCAUCAUUCACUUUAUUAUAUCCAUUUCAAACAUUAAAGAAGCAAAAAGAUUUUAAAAAGGAUUUCAAGAUAUUAAAUAAACCAAUUGACCCGAAAAUUCAACCGUUAAAGGAAAAAUUUAGUCGCCCUUCAUUUGCUCCAUAUCCAUAUUCAUACGAAAUCGAUCAUCUGGAAUAUUCAAAAAGAAACGUUACUUAUUUAUUUGCCAUUAACAUUAACACUAGAUAUUUAUAUUGCAUUCCGGUGAAAGGGAAAACAGAACAGGAAACAAGAAGAGCUAUUCAAUACUUACUAGAUCAUGAAAAAGUAGAUAAUAUAAGGGGUGAUGGUGAUAAAGGAUUUCGGGCAGCUAUGGCUCAUUAUUUCCCACAAAUUAAUUUUUUCUUUUCAUCCUCUCCAUAUACGUUUCGUAAUAAAAUAGUUGAUGCGGUAAUGAGAACUCUUAGAGAUGCGUUAGGGGUUAACGGUCAGAUAUACUGGGAUGGAAAUCAUGACUCCAUCAUACAGCAGUUAGUAUAUUAUUACAAUAAUACAUGGCAUAGAACUAUAAACAUGAAACCAGUGGAAAUGAAAGAUGAUAUUUCAAAAGAAUGGGAAUAUAUUAGAAAGCAAAUGGAAAGGUUGAAUGAUGUUAAACGUGAACAAAUUAAUUCGGGGCUCAUGAAUUUUAAACAAGGGGAUAAAGUUUUGAUUCAUCUCGAUUAUGGAAAAACUGAUAAAUCAAUGACAAAAAAAGACGAAGAUUUGACACAAUAG